CUUUCUGGAAAGGCAGGGCAGCAAGUACCAUUAAUAUCCAUGGCUCCACAGACCCUGGAAAAGCUCUUUGACAAACUUGGCCACUUUGGAAGAUUCCAAGCAUCUGUCUAUUUCCUAGUCAAUUUCCAAACUAUAGCAUGUGGGAUCCACUAUUUGGCCUCUGUGUUCCUUGCUGCAACACCACAGUUUCUGUGCAAGCUUCCUGGAAAUAUGACCACAAUCCUCGUUUCAAAUUCUACAGCUGAUCCACGAGAUCUGUGGAACUUGUGGAUUCCAGAAUCACACAGUGUUAUUGCAAAAAUGGAAAAUGGAGAGAUCUGGGAGGCACAGCAAUGCAGUCGCUUCAAAAUAAAUGGGGGCAUCGAGCUGGAGAAUUACUUUAAGGGCAACAAAUCACGAUACUCGUGCUCUGAUGGUUUCUUUUAUGAUCAGAGCCACAUUGAAAACAGCAUUGUGACUGACUGGAACCUGGUCUGUGACAGAGCAUGGUUAGCAAAACUUAGCCAGCCCAUCUUCAUGCUUGGAGUCCUUCUCGGUGCUGUUGCAUUUGGCGACAUUGCAGACAGAUUCGGUCGACGAUCAAUACUGUGGUUCACAAGUGUAGCUCAAUUUGUGUUUGGAGUUGCUGUUGCAUUCACCAAUGAUUACUACAGCUUCAUCAUUGUCCGCUUCCUUUUGGCUCUGGUUGCCAGUGGCUACCUUGUGGUAGUAUUUGUUUAUGUGACAGAAUAUACCGGAUUGAAAGCUCGUAGUUGGGCCUCCAUGCAUGUCCAUGCAUACUUUGCUGUUGGCAUUAUGGUAGUUGCCUUGGUUGGAUUCCUAGUGCGGACCUGGCGGCUCUACCAACUUAUCCUGUCGAUUGUGACCGUUCCUUUCAUUUUUUUCUGCUGGUUGCUACCUGAGACACCUUGGUGGCUUUUGGCUAAAGGGCGAAUUGAAGAUGUCCAGAAGCUGGUUGACAGAAUUGCUCAAUGGAACAGAGUUAAGAUCCCCUGCCACCUCUCUGUGAUGCAGAUGAAUAGUCCUGAAGAUUCGACUGACAAGGAAGUUGCAAAUAAUCAACACAAGAUCAAACAAAAGAAAAUGAGCAUCUUGGAUCUUUUCCGUACCUGUGACUUGGUUAAGAGGACCAUAACCAUUUGGUUGGUGUGGUUCACAGGCAGUCUGGGCUAUUAUGUCAGCUCCUUGGGCUCUGUCAAUCUGGGUGGAAACGAAUAUCUGAACCUCUUUCUAGCAGGUGCAGUGGAAAUUCCUUCCUAUAUUGUUGCCUGUAUUGUGAUGGACAGACUGGGAAGAAGAAAUACAUUGGCACCAUCCCUCUUCCUGACUGGCAUUACCUGUGUUCUCAGCAUGGUCAUUCCUCAGGACAUUGAGGCUCUGUCUAUCACUCUCAGCAUGAUUGGAAAGUUUGCAAUCGCUGUAGCAUUUGGACUGAUUUACCUGUACACUGCUGAACUGUACCCUACUAUAAUAAGAUCAUUGGCUGUUGGCAGUGGGAGCAUGAUGGCCCGAGUUGGAAGUACAGUAGCCCCUUUUUGUGUUCUCCUUUCAUCAGUGUGGAUCUUCCUACCACAGCUGAUUGUUGGAAUUAUGUCUUUUCUGACUGGUUUCUUGACCCUUUUGCUCCCGGAGACGCUUGGGAGGCCUCUGACCCAGACCUUUGAGGAGGCUGCGGAACUGCAGAGGAAACUUAAGCAAAAGAAGGAAGCUUCCAAACGUAGAGGUAGUGGUGCUGGCAUGGUGAAGAUUGAGAAAGAAGACUAUAUCACUGAUGGUGUGGAGAAGUCAAAGGAAGAGCAGAAUCUAAUUGAACAUUUAACAAGGUUGUAA
Hypanus sabinus (Atlantic stingray) is the source of this 1830-nucleotide messenger RNA. It is a transcript of the gene slc22a16, whose product is annotated as solute carrier family 22 member 16. Gene Ontology annotation, biological process: transmembrane transport. The annotation marks the transcript as partial. Lineage: Eukaryota; Metazoa; Chordata; Chondrichthyes; Myliobatiformes; Dasyatidae. The record is from RefSeq and is a predicted model, not a curated record. Gene Ontology annotation, cellular component: membrane. The transcript is spliced from 8 exons.